CUUAUAGUUACAAACUUACAUGUAUUAUCUUCCUCUUAUCCUCCCAAACAUUUACAGUUUGAUGCAGAGGAAUACUUGUUUGUUGAGAUGCUUAGCACUAUCCACUUCUAGGGAACAUUCAAUUCAAGCAGUUCCUUAUCUUAUGGCUCAAUCUAGACUGAUGAAGAGAGAGAUAUGGGCAUGGAGCGCUGGCAUUCCAAUCCGAGUUCAUGAGAGAGCUCUCUGUUAUUUGAAGAAGACGGCCGAGCAGCUUCAAAUCACAGGCUUUGUAUGCCUUGCAACACUUGUCUUUGCUUCUAUUUCGGCUUCCAUCACUAUAAUCAAAGUCCCUGCUGUUUGUUGGUUGUGCUCAUGUAUUACAGAAGGGCAGCCAUCAGUUUAAGUCCCGACCUUUUCUUUUCUGCGAUCUUCGCUUUUUCAUUUUCGCAGGAAAGUGGAUAGUGUCGAUAUAAUUAUAGGCUUUCUUUUUUUGGAAUUACAGUUCCAAAUAUGGUACCCAAUAAUUAUGAGUCCCACUUCUUGAGUUACAAAAAACAAUGAUUAAAGCUUCAAAUAUACUUCAUCGAUUUCAAUUAA
Salvia miltiorrhiza (redroot sage) is the source of this 576-nucleotide messenger RNA. RefSeq lists its product as uncharacterized. Bases 20 to 382 code for a protein of 120 amino acids. NCBI's taxonomy places the organism in Eukaryota, Viridiplantae, Streptophyta, Magnoliopsida, Lamiales, Lamiaceae. The record is from RefSeq and is a predicted model, not a curated record. The transcript is spliced from 3 exons.